Chiloscyllium plagiosum (whitespotted bambooshark) is the source of this 3722-nucleotide messenger RNA. Its product is annotated as G protein-coupled receptor 20. Lineage: Eukaryota; Metazoa; Chordata; Chondrichthyes; Orectolobiformes; Hemiscylliidae. Gene Ontology annotation, molecular function: G protein-coupled receptor activity. Gene Ontology annotation, cellular component: plasma membrane. Gene Ontology annotation, biological process: positive regulation of Rho protein signal transduction; phospholipase C-activating G protein-coupled receptor signaling pathway. The record is from RefSeq and is a predicted model, not a curated record.
CCAAGACGAUGCACUGUGUGUCACAUCACUGAAGCAUCUGAAAUACAGAAGGAACCAGCUGCAUUCACUGUGCUCGACUGUCAACAAAAAGAUCAGCCAUGCCAAAUUCAACAGUUGAACCAAAUCUUACAGACAUGUCUACAAUCAGCCUUGCCAAUGAGACUCACGACCACAAGGAGCCCUACUUACAUAAACUGGCGCACCUUGAUGAAGCACUCUACAAUGAUUACUACAAUCUCUGGCUUGCCUUAAUGAUAAUUAAUGUUUUCAUAUUUGUAGUUGGCAUUGUCCUCAACAGCGUCGCAUUGUAUGUAUUCUGUUUUCGUACCAAGACCAAAACAACAUCUGUCAUUUAUACCAUAAACCUAGUAAUCACAGAUUUGAUGGUGGGUUUGUCCUUGCCAACGAGGAUAAUAAUGUAUUACAGCGGUGGUGAAUGCCUGACAUGCUCUUUUGUGCAUGUUUUCAGCUAUUUUGUGAACAUGUACUGCAGCAUUCUAUUCUUAACUUGCAUCUGUGUGGACAGGUACUUGGCCAUAGUCCAAGUGGAAGCUUCACGCAAAUGGAGAAACCCUCAUUACGCCAAAGGGAUUUGCGUUUUCAUCUGGCUAUUUGCCAUUAUUGUCACUUACUCAAUUCUCACCACAGCAAUCCAAUACGCCUCUUGUUGCCUGUCUAAGCUCUUCGCUCUUACAGUGUUUGAAUACUUUUUGCCUUUAGUGAUCAUCACGGUGUUCACCAUUAGGAUCAUGUGUGCCCUGGCCAAACCAAACCUUAUGCAGCAGAGCAGGGAAAGGCGUAUGAGAGCUGUCCAGCUUCUGGUCACUGUACUGGUUAUCUUCAUGAUCUGCUUCACACCCUUUCAUGUCCGCCAAGUAGUGGUCUAUGCAAACCCUAAACUGCCUCUUCACAUCAGCUUAAUAGUGUACCACAUCACAGUGACCUUGAGCAGCCUCAACAGCUGCUUGGAUCCUAUUGUCUACUGCUUUGUUACUAACAACUUCCAGUCCACCGUGAGGAACAUCUUUGUCAAAGUUGAGCCUGAACAGAACAGCGGCGAGGUAAUCAGUGUACAGAAGAGCUCCAAGGUGUCCACUGGAAAGUCGGUAGUUUCAAGCAUGAUGAUGAACGGCCCUGCACAAGACAGUGAACAGUGAACAGAACACACAACAAUCAUGCAGCUCAAAGAGGACUUUCAUGUCUCAAGAUUUUGCUAUAACUUGCUUUGUAUUACAUUUUAUGCCUUGAUGUUCAUAAUACAUCAUUUUGUACAGUUUGGUGAAAUUUACUCAAGGUGUCCUUUACCAGAAAAGAAUGGAAGGCCUGGUUUUCUUUGUUUAGGUAAUGCUCCAUUAGUUGUAAGACAAUCUGGUGUUGGCAGACAAAGGAAAGAGAAGCAAAGUCUUAAUGUUUGGUGCAUUAGUUUAUAAGAUGGGACAGAAACCCUUGGCCCUCAACCAAAUACAAUGGAAAAUCUUUGUUCUUCUUGCAAAAACAAAAAUGUGGUUUCCAGUGUUUAUAGGCCUGUCUGCUCUACCUUUCCAUUCUUACAGCAUCACCUCUUAUGAUGUAUGUGUCUGACUUGCCUGGAAAUUGUUGAAUAUAUUUUGUAAAACAUUCUCUAAUUUAUUAACUUCAAACAGGUGCCUGACACUUUAUGUAGAUAUAAAAUAACCACAGGAGUUAUCCUUGGAUUGAUAAGCUAUAACUUCAGAACAUUCAGAACUCCAAUUGCUCCCCCUUCUAGGGGCUCGACAUAUUAAAUAUAUAGUAUAAAAUAAUGAAUUGGUUCAACUGCAUGACAUUCAAUACAUUAUUUUGCUUUGACAAGCUGAGGCAUUGUACGUUUAAGCUACGCAAGAAUUGGAAUAGGUUUGAUGUUGGGUAGCUUACCUUUCAUUCAAGGGGUAAGAGGUUUUGGAAUAUGUUGCUGCUUUAUGAGAACUCUCUAUAUGCCUUCAAAAGGGUCCAACUCAGUUCUUGACCUUGGGGAAAUUUAUGGCACCCGCUAGAUUUUGGUAUUGGUGGCAACGUGGGACUCAUAUAUUUGACAGGCUGCUAACCCAUCAUGUUCACCCCCACUCCUUGAGCUGUGCUUCAUAAAAUGGUGGGCAACUUAUCUAUUCCACAUAGGCUCAUUGGGAUCCUUAGCUUCCCAUCCUUUAAAUUGAUACUUAAUGUUGCAAAAAUUGCAAUUUUAAAAUUCUGCCCUAUUUUCAAAACUAGAAGUUUGAUGUCAGCCCAGUGAGCCACUGGAUUUGACUGUUUUAAGUGGGUACCUAAGAACCCAGAAAAUAGUUCCACAUACGAUGUUAGACGAAAGCCCUUCAGUUCUACAACUGUUGAUCUGCUCAGUUCCUCCCUAGCCUCCAUAUUUAAUGCCCAUCUCCCCAGUAAAGCCACUGGAACACAGACUUAAAAGUCUGGUGGCACAACUAGUUAACAUUUACCAUAUGUUCUGGGUGAAUACAGAACAAAAAUACUCCUCAUUGUCUUCUGUUCUUCUCUUACCUUUUUUGUUAUUUUGCUGUUCUAUACACUUUUAAAUGCACUAUAAAAGUUUUGAGCUACUGAUAUUGUUGGGCUAAGAUUUCUUUGUGUGCCACUUGGGGCCUGAUGUAUACGCUCAAGCCAAUGUUUAUGAGAAAGGGUGUUUUUCAGCUUUGUUAUACAAUGAUAUACUGCAGCAUUAGUCCAUUAAGCAGCAAGUUUUUCACUGAACAGUGAAAUUCGUUUAUUCUUUUGCUGGUCUUAGGUCACUUAUUCUGAGUCGGGGAAAAUUGAGUGAACAUAAGGUAUGAGCAAGGCCAUUAAAUCAUUUAAAGACGUGAUAUACUGAGUUUUUAGCUUUCUAUUUGUAAUAAACUGACAUUGUUACUGGAUGUUUUCCUAGGCUGUGAUAAGUCAGAAGGUUAUGAGUGUUCAGGACUUUCAUUAAAUGUUUUAAAGGAGAAGUGAAUAAUUUCUUGACUAAUAACAGAGUCAACAUUAGAAGUAAAUGGGAAUGUGGAAUUGAGGCCACAAUUAGAUCAGCCAUGAACCUAUUGAAUGUGGAGCAGAAUUCAGUGGUCAAAUCUCUGUUCCUGCUCCUAAUUUGUCUGUAUGUUAUCAAUUGUGUUUCCCACACCUUCAAACCAGGAUUGUAAAUUACUUGUAAAUCCAUGAUCCAAAGGAAUGCUCUAUCUGAAGCAAGGCUAAAAAUCACACAACACCAGGUUAUAGUCCAACAGGUUUAUUUGGAAGCACUAGCUUUCGGAGCGCUGCUCCUUCAUCAGGUGGUGGAGUAUAGUAAGAAUGUGUCAAAUUGGCCAAUGGCUAUAGAUACACAUUAUACAUUUUUGUGUCCAACACAAAUUCUGUUCCAUUGAAAAUGUUGGAUUAUGAUUCAAUUGAAAGUAUUUGUGGUGCCCUCUGCUAUUUGUCCUGUCAAGAAAGCAGCCUGUUGGAACUGCAAAUAUAUCUGCAAUCAUUCCCAAUGCAGGAAGUGCAAUUUAGUUAAUUCAAGAUGAUAGUUUCGCCUGCAUCAUCCUCCUGCUAUUUUGGGCACUAGUUUAUUAUCCAGUAAUUCAUUCAUUGAACACUGAGUGCUGACAAACAAUCUUAGACCUUGAUCUACAUCUAAAUGUCCAAAUUGGGCAGGCAAUUAAUAUUAGAUUAUCUACAGUAUAGAAACAGGUCCUUCAGCCCAACAAGUCCAUACCAAACCUCCAAAGAGUAACCCA